ACCACCUCAUCUCCCGUCGUGGAGGCUAAAGAAACCACGAUCGGCAGCUGCAAAUAGCGGAGCUGAUCGGAAGCCGAGAGCCGGAGAGAGGUUCCAAGGUUUCUGAAGCCAAUCCAAGAACUGGACUUUCUUGGGACGGGCCGGCCAUGGCGCCGCCGGAGGACGAAGGGGAGGUCCCGGCGGCCGCGCUGCGCGUGCCAGAGCACGUGAUCGCGCGGGUCUUCUCGCAGCUGGACUGCGUCGACCUCCUCAGCUGCUCCCUCGUCUGCAGGCAAUGGUUCAGCGACUCUGCGGAGCUACGGGAUGAGUGGAGAAAGGAGUACCUGGAGGCCUGGAACCUGCAGGGUCUCAACUUCAAGUCAUGGCCGCAGUCGCCGUGCCCGACUUGCUCCAUCCGAAGCCUGCAAACCUGGUGUCCUUGAACUUGCUGGCUUCCUUUCAUGCGCUCAGCAGACAGAGCAGAGCACCGGAGUUACAUUGUAGAUGAGCAUUGUCACAAGCAUACUGAAUAGCAGCAACUGUCAUUUCUACCUGCAAAGACUAAUACAUCAUGCAAGUACAUGUCUAAUAAACAGUAUACUCAUACAUGAUGAGUGAGCACGGUUGUGCACUUGUACAGUUAUAUGCAUUGCAUUGAGUUGGUGUCAACA
Lolium rigidum is the source of this 650-nucleotide messenger RNA. RefSeq lists its product as uncharacterized. The transcript has 2 exons. NCBI's taxonomy places the organism in Eukaryota, Viridiplantae, Streptophyta, Magnoliopsida, Poales, Poaceae. The record is from RefSeq and is a predicted model, not a curated record. Gene Ontology annotation, molecular function: protein binding. Bases 147 to 422 code for a protein of 91 amino acids.